Messenger RNA from Tetrahymena thermophila SB210, 11163 nucleotides. RefSeq names its product transmembrane protein, putative. Gene Ontology annotation, biological process: calcium ion transport. The transcript is spliced from 19 exons. The record is from RefSeq and is a predicted model, not a curated record. Lineage: Eukaryota; Ciliophora; Oligohymenophorea; Hymenostomatida; Tetrahymenidae.
AUGUAUUAUACAAAAUCUAUAUAACCUGGAAAACUGCUAGAAUACAGUACUAGUUUUAACACAUCCAGGCAGUUCAAUGCUUCAAAAGCAAUAAAUAUAAACUCCUCCUAAGCUAAGCAGGUUAAGAAAAAGAUAUUUAGUAAAGAAGAAAAAGAAUCAAUAAGAUAUGGUCAAGUUAUUUAAUUGUGUGGUAUAGCUGAUUAAUCAACUUCAGGAUUCCUCCAUAGUAAAGGAUGGUCAAAUACUAAUGUCAAUUUCAUCAGAACUGAUAAUAUGGAAUUUAAUAAUUGUACAAGAGAAAGCUUAUUCAGAAUAUUGCCAAAAGGCUAGUUUUAUAUUCACGAUUAAUAUUAAAAAGCAUCAAAAGAGGAAAAAAAAGUUCUUUUGAGUAGAAAGAAAAGAGAGCUUAAACAUUAUGAAAAUAUCGUAAAAUAAAUGAACGGAACUUAAGUUUAUUUUGGUAGUGAAAUUAUACUUCAACAUUUAGAUACUAAAGAUUAUCUAUGUGGGACGCAUGAUUGUCCUUAAAAUCCUCCUGAUUCAUUCAAACUUAAAAUAAAACCAUUCUUAAACAGUAUGACUUUAUUCAAGAUUGUACCAAUGAAUUUGUAUAAUAUAGAAGGAGAUGCAGUCCAAUAAAAAUAAGAGUUUUUCUUGCAGCACGUAAAAACAGGUUAUUUCAUAAAUAGAGUUCCUCUUGAUAAAGUUUCAAGAAAAUUUCAAUAGGAUAUUUCUACUUAAAUACUUGACUAUCAGAAAAAUGGAUUUUUGUAAAUAAAGCUACCUUAAACAAUGUAAAACGGACAGUACCGCUGUAUUCUAACCACUAAAUUUAAGACUAUCUGGUAAUUCAAUCAAAUAUUUGAUCACGACUUUUCAGAGGAUACAGAAGAUAUUUUUAAUUAUGAUUUAGUUUAAAUAAUACAUAAUAGAAAUAAUAGUAUUUUUUCUAAAAGUGAUAAAAACAAUAAUCUUAUUCUAAAAGAGUAAGAUCAGAGUAUUGCUAUUCCUUUAUAUGAUUCAAUUUUCGAGAUUGCAAAAGCUGAUAGUUCAGAAAAUUCUGAUUUUAUUUAUUUAAGACACAUUACUUCAGGAGAGGUUGUAACUGUUUAAGAACUGAACUAAAAGUCUUUAAAAAAAAAGGAGCUAUUAGGAAAUCAGCAUACAUUUGCUUCAGAGUAUUAAAGAAGCAUUCCUAGUAAAUUUAGAUCUUAUGAUAAGCAAAAUUUUGAUAUUAAAUAGAUAAACUAAAGUAUUAUUCAAAGCAGAAAAGAAGAAGAGGAAGAAGAUGAUGAUGAAUAAUAUGAAUUUAAAAAGUAUCAAUAUGUUUAAAAUCCUUUAGAAUCUUAAGUAUGCAUCACAAAAGCUUUUUCAAAUGUUGGUGAUUAAGAAGAAAUAGAUUUAAAUGCUAAAGAUUUAAUAAAUGAAAGCAAAUAAAGUGUUCAAUAAUUAGAAAACUAUUAGCCUGAAUUCAACUUAAGAAGUUAAGAUAUUUAGCGUCUUUAUCAUGGUUAAAACAUUGACAAAAGUGAAUAAUAGUUUGUUUUAUAAUCAUUCAAAGAGGGUCCAUUAUUUGAGUAAUAAUAAAGUAAAAUGAUCUAGAGCGAAUUUUUAAUGAGUAAAUUAUCGUAACAUUAAAAUGGUAGUAAAAUUCAAUAAACUAAUGGUCUUACCAGCUAUAAUUCUUAAAAAAUAUAAAAUAUAUCAGAAGAAAAUAGCGAAGAUGAGCAAGAGCAAUCUUAAAAUUAAGUUUCUAGCUAAUUAGGAUCAAAUAACAAUUAACUGAUGAAGGAAUAAUCUUAAGAAAUGAAUUAUACAGUAUUAAAUAAACAAAAUAAGCCAAGAUUAUCUCUAUAAUAUUCUUAAAAUGAUUUAUAAGCUAUCUUAGGGGGAGAUGAUGGAAAUUUUGAGUUUGAGUUUGAAUUUGUAUUAAGAGAAUUUAAUUAUUAAAACUAAAAGGAAAACUAGUAGCUUCAAAUUAGGAAAAUUAGAAACAAUUAGAUAGUCUAUGAUAAAAAGGUUUUAGAUAAUAAAAACUAAGAAGAUGAAGAUGGUUAAUAAUUAAAUUCUCAAAAAGGUCUUAUACUGAAAAAAUCACCAUGUUUUGUUAAGUUUAUUUACAAAGAUGAAUAUGAAUGUAUCGAUGUUUCUAACAGUGAUAUCAGCUCAAGUGUUUAAUUAAAGUAAUAAAGAUCUAAUUAAAUAUAUGCUAUCAGCUUCCAUAAAAAAACAUUGCUUUAACGUAGAUCUUCUAUUCAUUUAUCCUAGACUUUAAAAUUCUUUGAGUAAAAAGUACCAGAAAAAAUAAAUUAUGUAAUUUAAGAUUCUAAAUCAAGCAAGUCUACUCUCAAAUUUACAAAAAGCAUUGAUAAAAUGACGAAAAGUGAGCAACAAUAGUUGAGUGUGUUUUAUUUUGAAAACAAAAUAGGUUUUGAUAAAUAAAUUAGCAGUAGUGGGUUCAGAAUUGUUAAAGUUUAAUCAAAUUUAAAAAGAAUUUUGCUUAAGGCCAUGUCCACUUAAGAAUAGAUUCACAAAUUUAAUUGCAUCCUCUCUAAAAUUAAAGACCUUGAAUAGCUAAAGGAAAGUAUUACAAUUAAGAAUGUUAAGUAAACAAUUAAAUGUAUCAAAGAAAUGAGCUCGCUCUUAUCCGAUGACAAUGAUUUACUUGAAAAGGGCUUAGGAAUGUACAGCAAUAAUCCUACUUAACUUUCUAUUGCUCUUUCUUAACAACAAUCAUCUGAAAACUCCUAAGAAGAACUAAAUGAUUCUAUUAAUAACGAAUAAAGUGCAACAAGUAAUUAUAAUGAGUAAAUAAGUGAAAAUAUUAGAUAAGUAUAAAAUAUUUUGGUGGACACAAAGUUAAUGUAUCUUGUUGUGUAUCUAAUUUACUCUCUUACAUACAACUAUAAUUUUAUUCAAUUGAUACAUGAAAAAGAUAAGUAAUUAUCGUCUUAUCUAAGCUAGCUUCUCUAACAAUCUUAUACGCUACUAAGAGAAAUAAUUUAAGAUAACUAAAAAGCGAAGUUUGUGAUUUGCUAAUAUUUAGAAAUAUUUAUUAAAAACGCAUUUGAUAUGGAGGAUGAAGAGUAAAUUUAAAAUUUUCUGAAAGAAUUAUUUUAAGAUAAUUAAAUGAUUAUCUAAGAUUUAAUCACUCCACGUUAUAUUUAAAAUAUUAUUGAUUCUAUUUAUGAAAAACAAUAACCGCAUCCUAUUCAUUGUAUUAUUUUAUCAGCUUUAACAUAAUGUAAUAAUUAAGCAGUUGCAUAAAAUUAAUAUUGCAUUAUCAAAAACUUUUUUUAGGACCAUUAAAAAUAAGAAUUUCACUUUACUUUCGAAAAAGAUAAUAUUAUUUAUAGAUAGAAAGUAUUUGACAAUAAAGGUAGAGAAUAGGAAGAGUGUUAAGUUGUAAAACUUAAAAUUACAAGUUUCUUAGAAAAAUCUUCUAAUAAAGAUCUUGAAAAUUUAUAUAAAUAUUUUAUAACCUACAUUGAGCUAUUGUCUAAUAUUUGCUUUGGAAGAAAUAAGAUAGGUAUUGACUACAUUCGUAAAAUUAUCACAGUAAAUUAAGUCCUCCUAUUCUUAGAUAUCUAAAAAAGCUAAAUAAUAAUAACUGAUGUUAUUCGUAAAAUAGAAUGCUCAAUGCUCAAGUUGUUGCAAAACGCAUUCCUAGAAUGUUAAGAAUUUUACGAUGUUUAAAAGAUAUAAAAAGCAAGAAACUGGAAUGAAAUAUCGCCUAAAAAAUUUAAAAACAAUAAAAAUCAAAAAUAUCUAACUGAAAUUAAAGUGGCAAUUGAUUAUAUUAACAACUUCUUUACUAAUCUAAAUAUUAGGAGUUUUACUAACUCGAUAUUUUUAACUCAGAUGCUCGAAGUUUUUAAGAAAACGAUAGAUUUAGGAAUUUAGCAAGAUGGAAAGAUUAAAGAAGUGAUUGAAAUAAUGAUUGAAAUUUUUGAAAAGAUUAGCAAAAAGUAGAAAGAUUAAUAAAUAUCUGAUUUAUGCUAGUAAUAGAAAUGGAUUAUAGCCUCUAUACUAAAAGAAUGCUUUGAUAUGAAGUUAAAUGUGAACAUAACUUAUGUUUUACAAUAAUUUAAAAAUUUCUAUGAAAGCAAAAUACUUGAUACUUCUCCAUAAAAUCAAAGUGAUCAGAUUGAUAGAUUGGAUAAAAAAAGACAUUUAAAAGAGAUUUCAGAUUAAUGGAAGGAAUUUAUUAAUAUUCAACCAACACCUGAAGUGUAAAGAGUUGAGUAGACUUUAAUAUAAUAGUUAAUCAAAUUAUAAAAUGCUACCGUUUUUAACAUUUUACUUUAUCUCUUGUAAAGAAUGUUUUCUAAAAAGAAAGAAUUAUAUGAGAGCUUGUAAAAGGUUGUUUUAUAUUAAAAGGGGGAUGCAUUAGCAGUCUCGUAACAAAUUUAAAAAAAUAGACACCUCUUUUAACUUUUAAAUGAACCUAAUUUCAGAUAUUCACUAUUUAACUCAUUUUAGAAAAGCACAAAUUCAGAAUUAUAGGUAAAAUAAUUAAUAAGUACAAAACUAGAUAAAAAAUAAUAAGAUUAAUGUAUUGUUGAUAAGUAAACAAAUUAAGCCAGUAAUGAUGAAAAAAAGAAUAUAAUUACUUAGGAAUUUAAAGAUAAAUUUAAAGCUUUUAUAUCUGGUAAUGAAAGAAAUAACUCUGAUUAAGUUGAAAUUAAAUAAGUAGAAUCAUCCAGAGGAAGCUUUGCUAGUGAUGAUUAGCUAAAAUUACGUGUAAACUAAGAAGCCUUCUUAAAUAAUUAGUCUAGUUAGCAAAACUGCUUUAAUUAAAAUUUAUAAUUUGCACAGUCUUAAUAUUGUUCAGAGUAGCAGAGUUAAGUGAUAAACAAAAAUAUCAAAGAGGAAUAAAUAGCUUAUAAUUUAAGUAACAAUUAAGUGAAUAGUUAAAAGUUGAGUUAAAAUUUAGAAUAAAGUAAUUAUAAUUUAGAAAGCAUAAGAUAAAGUAACAUAAGUGAAUAUGAAAAAAAUAUAGUACUUACUCUUUUAACUGGAGAAGAUGAUAGCUAAGCAGACAGUGCUUUGAAUUCCUAAAUAGAAAAUAGUUAAUCAGUAUUAUUCUUUUCUUAAAUGUAAUAACCAAACGAUAACCAAAAUCGCCAAAAGUAAUUUUAUGGCAGUGAUUUACAUUAAGUUCCAAAUCCAAUGUGCUCAUCACCGAUUGAAUCAAAUUAAAUUUCAAAUUAAGAAUAUUUCUCAGACAAUAAUUAAAAAAAUAUAGUUAGCAAAUUCGACUACUCAAUUUAACAGAACCACCCAAACAACUUUUAUCAAAGGGCUCAUCCUUAAAAAACUGUUUCUAUUGAAGAAAAAGUUACAUAUAUAAAUAAUGAAAAACUAAACGAUCAAUCUAAAAGCGAAGAAGGAAACGUUUCAUUUUAUUCUGAGAACCCUGAUGCUCAACCUGAUUAGUGCUCAGAGGAAUAGAGAAAUUCUUUUCUUUAGCUGAUAGAAAUAGAUUAAAAUUAUUUUGAAUAAUUAAUCACAGUUAUUAACACACUCUCUUGGUCUAUGAAAAUAAAGAAUGAUAUAUUUUAGAGCAUUCCCUAAGACUAUAAAUAGAUAUUAGAAUAAAACUUUUCUUAAACAUGUAUCAAUUUUAUAGGAGAGAGAGAAGAUCAUAAUUUACUAAUUUAGAAUUUAAUUAGAUCAUAUGAUUUACAUUAAGUAUUUUUAAAGUUCCUAAAUGAUACUUAAGAUGAGAGAAACAAAGAAUCUAACAAUCUUAAAAUUUUGUUAACAUCUAUUUACUAGUUUAUAACAUUGAUGAUCUGGAAUAACAAUGAGGCAAAAAUAGAUUUAUACAAUACAAAAAAUAUUGCUGUUAAUCAUUUGGUUUUAAAUGUUGGAUCUUUGGAAUUUCUAAAAGAACUUUACAAUAACUCAAAAUAGCUAUUAUACAAUUAAUCAGAAAUAAUUUACAUCAGUUAAUCUAUUUUAAGAGUUGCGUACUUUACCCAGAUUUUGUUUUACAAGGCUAAGUUAAUUUACUUUCUGAGAACACUUUUAAUUUAAAAUGACAAACCCAUUAAAGACAACUAAGAAAUAGUUUUUAGUGAAAUUUAGAAAUUUUAAGAACUAAAAAUCUUAGAUCCAAAUAAUUUGAGAUAAAUUAUCAAUAAGAGAAUAGAUAUCUUAAUGAAAGAAUAUUCAGACAAUCUAAAUUAAAGUUAUAAAACUAAAUCAUUAGUUAUAAAUUCUGAAAUAAUGAUUUUGAUCGCAAUGUUUUCUCUUUAUUCCAUGCUUAUUGAAGGUCCAAAUUUGAUUUUAAGGAGAAAAUUUAACAAGAUUCAUCCUUUUAAGGUUUUAAUUAAGCUUCUCUAGCAUAGUUAGGAAUGCAUACCUUUAAAAAAGGAAAUUCGUAGUUACUUAAACAGAGUUUACUACAAUUAACAAUAUGUUACUGUGAAGAAAUCUGCUCUUAUUCAUUACCCACUUAUAGUUAGAAAGAGAACUUCUUAGAAGUUAGAAUCAACAUCAAAUUUAUCUUAGGAAUCACUUAAGCAGAGUACGUUUAUUUUUAAGAGCUACUCUUUGCUUAAGCAGAAGUUUAAAUCAAAAAGUAAAUUUAGUUAAGACUAACAAAAAUAAAUUGAAAAUGAAAGCAAAAAAGAUGAUUCCCCAUAAAAUCAAACCAAUUUAAGUUUAUUUUAGAGAAUAAAAUAGCUUAUCUUUAAAAACUAAAUUUAAUAGAAAUUGAACCACACUUUUGCAUUUUUAUAAUUUGCAGUUUAAGAAGCUAAGCAAUUUGUUUAAAAUAAGCUAUCUAAAUUCAUGGAUAAGCUAGUAGAGGGUUAUAAAGAAAGAAAAGAAAAUAAUAAUGAUGUCUAAUCUAUCAUAUCAGAUAUAAAUAAAAUUAAAAAACAAAAGCAGAUAACUAAAGAAAAUAAGGAGUAUUUAGCUGCUGUUGAAGUUUUCUUACAACCUUCCUUUAAGUUCUGGAGUAUUAAUGAUAUAUUGGAUUUUUUCUUAGACAAGUAUGUUAAAUUUAUGGAAGCUAGAUAAAAUAAAGCUGUUAAUUUUUAAAAUUUGGAAAAAACCUCUCAGAAAAAAGAAUUAAAAGAAUCUAAAGGAUAAAAAGAUUUUAAAGAAACUGUGAUCCCUUGUUUAAACACCGAGAGUUCGUACAUUUCGAAUAAAAAUGAAAGUGGAAGUAUAGACUCAGAUGAAGAUUAGUUAAAUGAUGAUGAAUAAAAUAUCGAUUGUGAUACUGAAGAAAGUGAUGAUAGUCUUGAUGAUGAAUAUCUUGAAAUUAGCGACAAAGAAAAGUAAAAGUAAACUUAGUAAAAAAUAAAAUUGAAAAAGAUUGAAAAGCAAAAAAUGAAAGAUAGAUUUAAAAAUAUCAAUGAAGAAGAAGACGAAGAAGCAUUUGAGAAUAAUAUGAUAACAAGAUAAAAAAGAAUUCAAAAAAAUGUUAAAAAUUUUAUUAGGCAAAAUAAAUCUUUAUUUAAAAAUCAGAUUUAGCAAAAUAAUAGCAAAUGUGACUAGAAUGAAAAUUAAAGUAUGCUAAAAGAUGCAACAGCAAUAAAUUAUAUAAUUUAAGACUUGAAAAAUAUGCAAAAAGACUUAGAAUAGUAUUUAGAGUAUAAGUAAAACCCUAAAAAAUACGAUUAAAUUUCAAUAGAAAAUUAUAUUAGAUUUAAGCAUUUACAAUCUUAUAUUCUACUAAACUUUAAAGAAGUUAUAUACACCCUUUUCUUCAUUUUUAAAAAUUAGUCACUGAUUAAUAAAUAACUUAAACCUGCUCUUUUGGACAGUUCUAAUAAUUUAAGAACUACUUUACAUAGUAUUUACUAUAUAUUAUCAGAAAUAAGUGAAAGAGAUGAAUACUACUAAAUUAGAAUCUAAAAAAUCAACAAGUUAAUUUCAGAUUUUAUUCCUGGUGAUAAUUUGCUUAAUAAGAAGACUUAAAAUCUUUACAAAUCUAAUUUAAGUGCGUUUAAGAUAGCAUAAAGCUUGAAUGGAACAAAAGGGAAUAAUAAUUCUCCUGUUACUCAUAAGGAUGACUCUUAGUUAAAUAAGAGAUAACAAUUUUUAAAGAAUUAAAAGGAGCAAUUAACAAUAGAUGAUUCGUAGUAAGGGGACACUACAAAAAAGUAAAGAGAAUUCAACAAGUAUGAAGCAAAAAGCACAAUAAAAAGUGGAUAAAAAUAACCUAUUGACUAUACUGACAUGGUAGAAAAUGAUAUCAAUAAUAAGUUUAAUAACCUCUACAGAAAUAUUUUGUAGCAAUUAAAUUUCUCAUAAGAAUUUUAGGAUUUUUUGCAAAAGGAAAAUUAAAGGAUAUUUGAUGUUUUGCAAUUCAUUCCAAAAAGUCACUCUCAUUCAAAAUCUAAUAAUUUUGAUGAUAAUAGUUCAGUAGUUGUUAAUGAAAAAGUUUAAACAAUAACUUAGGAUAAUUUAAUUUAAAGUCUAUUUGAUGUUGCUUUAUCUCAUCAAGAUUUGCCUGAUGACUUACAUGUCUUUUAUCUAAAUAUUUUAGUUGGAAUGGUGAAAAGAUAAAAUUAGGUUAAAAAAAUUACUGAAGAUGAAUUACAAGAUGAUUUAGAAAUUGAUUAAUGGAAGACAGAAGAUUGGAUUGAUAAUAAAAAUGAAAUAGUUGAAAUUCAAAAAUAAUUAAGAAUGUAUGGAGGUAUUAGGCUUUUGUGCAAUCUACUUUAAUAAUAAAAUUUAGAAUAAAGACUAAGUUUAGUUUCUUAAACAUUACUAUUUGGUAUUACUCUGAUGUUGGGAGGAAAUUAAAAAACGCAAUAAGUCCUAAUUAAUUUAUUAUUUAAAGAUACUCAUAAUACAAUCCUCGUUAAUAUUGCAGCUUUAAUAUAGAAAAUAGGUAAAAUUGCCUACAGAUUUUCAAAAGAAAAAAAGAAUGUAAAACAAUACAUAGACAGCUAUAAUUACUAUGAUCCUGUAAGUCAGUAGGUAAUUAGAAAGCAUACUUGCUAACCUGACGAUUACUAAGAGGAGUAAAAAAUGGAGUUAUGCUUCUUGGUUUUAAAAAGAAUUUUCUAAUUCCUCAAAUUGUGUGUGAUUAAUAAUAUAGAAAUGAAGAAUUAUUUAAGAUGCUAAACAUUUAUCAAUAAAAGAUAAAAACUUAAUUCUAUAAACUUUAUUAAAGUAGCAUGUGAUACAAAUUAAUAAUUUUCUAAAGUUUUGAAAAAGGAAACGCAUGAAGUUUGCAAUUAUAUAGCUGAUUUUCUUACAGAGAUGGUAAAAGUUCCAUGUACACAAAACUAAAUUUCUUUGAGUCAAACAUCUUACUUUGAGGACAUAUCACUAUUGCCUUAACUUAUAAACAAAUAAAAAGAGCUCUAAAAGGAUAAAAUUUAAGAAGAUAAAAUACCUGACACUGAUAAAAAAGAAUAAGAAGAGGAAUUGCACCUAUUGUAUACAAAAGUCCUUCAAAGUAUUCUUGUAGUGUUAGAAGGAGACGAUGUUUAAAUUUAUGAAGAAAUUUUAAGCAAAGUACCCUUAGAGUUUCUUCAGAUUAUAUUCAACUAAUAUGUGAAACUCAUAAAAGUGUAAUCUUUAAGUGAAAUAAGAUAAGAAAAACAUCUUGAAUAGAAAUAAGGAGAAAUUUUGCAUUACUAGUCUUAGCAAGAACAACAAGAAAGUUUGCAAGAGUUUCAGUUUGAACUUAUAAAUAUUUAAAAAGACUAGUUAAAAUAAGCUCUAAAGCAAAGAGUUUAAAAUGGAAACUACAAUCACGAGAUAAAAAAUAUUUUUUAAGUACUGAUUAUAGUAAAAAUAUUUUCUUAAUACGACCAAACAAUUUCCCAACACUUUAAGGAUUUGAUUACAAAUGAGUACUAUUAUGUAGCUGAGUAGUUAGAUUAAAUGAUUCUUAGUAUUGUGAUAGUUGAUUAAUAAAAGUAUAAAAAUACAUUCUUUAUUAAUGAACCUUUAUUCUCUUGUCUUUCACAGCAGACUAAGAAGAUAAUCAUGAAAUAAGUCAAUCGUGACACGCAAAGAGACAAACUUAUAGGUCUUAUAAAAUACUCUUUAGAAACUAUCCCAAACGAAAUGGAAUAUAACUAUUACUUGAGCUAAAAAAAGAUUCCUGUGACUUAUGAAACAAUCAAAGUAAUAUAAACAGUCAUUGCAUACUACGGCAUUUUUAUUAAUAUACUUCUGGCUUUCACAGCUACUGUUUAAAUCAGCAAAGAAGGAGGAAUAAAUCUUUACUUCGAAAGUGAUUUUCUUCUUUUUGAUUUAGAUUUCUUGAUAUUUAUUUUCUUCUUACUUGUUAUUUUAUUCACAAUCUUUACUGCAGUGAAUUAAGUACCUCCUAAAAUAAAUAUGCCCUUAUAGCUAGCUGAUAAAGAUAGUAGCUAAUUAAAUAACUUAGUUAAAUCGUAUAUCAAGAUGUUAAAAUUUAAAAUAUAAACCAACAGACUUUAUUUGCUCUUUAAAUAUAACGAAAUACCAUAUCUUAUUAUGCUUAUUGUUAGUUCUUUCUUAUCCUUAAUAAUCCAUCCUAAGUUUAUUGUUCUCAGUCUUCCAUAUUCAGUCAGUAAACUUAAGUAUGUAAAAGGAGUUGCAGAGAAUCUUUACUUAGCUAUCUUUAUGAAAAGAAGAGAGCUUAUCUUAAUAAGCUUUUUAGGAAUAAUUUUCUUAUACAUUUUUAGUGUACUCUCUUUUAACAAUUAUUAUUUAGAAGUUUAUAGUGAAGAUACUUUAGAAAGUGAGUCUGUUAACCAAUGUAGCACCUUGCUAUAAUGUAUGAUUACUCUUAUUUUAUCUGGUGUUGUAGGCAAUAAUAUGGCAGAUUGGGAGCUCUCCACAUUUUUUUCGGACACAUUAUACUUUAUAUUUAUGUCAAUAUUAUUUACAAACAUUAUCACUGGUAUUAUGACAGACACUUUUGCAGAGUUAAGAGAUUAAAUUCACUUCAGUGAGACAGAUAAAAGAAACAAGUGCUAUAUUUGUGGCAUAGAAAAAUUGACUCUUGAGAAUCAAGGAGAAUAGUUUGACUUGCACAUAUAAUUACAUGACGUUUGGAAAUAUUCAUAUUAUAUUUAUACAAUAAACUAAAAAAACGAAGAACAAAACACAGGUAUCGAACUUUAAAUUAAGAAAAUGAUUUAAAAAGAGGACAUCUCAUGGUUACCAGAUUAUUCAGAUGAAAAUUCACAAUGA